UGGGUCAUCAGGCAUUGGAUCGUCUGGCUCAACAGCGGGCAUCGGGUCACCAGGCAUGACAGCGGGCACUGGGUCAUCAGGCAUUGGAUUGUAUGGCUCGACAGCGGGCAUCGGGUCACCAGAUAUGACAGUGGGCACUGGGUAACCAGGCAUUGGAUCGUCUGGCUCGACAGCGGGCAUCGGGUCAUCAGGCAUGACAGCAGGCACUGGUCAUCAGGUACCGGAUCGUCUGGAUCGACAGCGAGCACCGGGUCAUCUGGCGCUGGAUCGUCUGGCUUGACAGUGGGCAUCGGGUCACCAGGCAUGACAGCGGGCACUGGGUCAUCAGGCAUUGGAUUGUCUGGCUCGACCACGGGCAUCGGGUCACCAGGCACCGGGUCAUCAGGUACCGGAUCGUCUGGCUCGACAGCGGGCAUCGGGUCACCAGGUAUGACAGCGGGCACCGGGUCAUCAGGCAUGACAGCGGGCACUGGGUCAUCAGGCAUUGGAUCGUCCAGCUCGACAGCGGGCAUCAGGUCACCAGGCUGGAUCAGUUCAUCAGGCUGGACAUCAGGCUGGGUAGAGACAUCAGGCUGAAGUGCGGGUGCCGAGGCACCAGGC
This is a messenger RNA of Staurois parvus, 600 nucleotides long. The record is from the annotation of a GenBank genome assembly. Lineage: Eukaryota; Metazoa; Chordata; Amphibia; Anura; Ranidae.